AUGGCUCUCAAGGCCGUCCAUGUCACCGACGUCCCUUCCCUCGACCUCGUCCCCGAGAACGCCUCUCUCGCCCUCUGCUCCUCCCGCUUCCCCAAUGGCGUGGAGAUGGGUCGGAGUGGCUUCAAGAUGCCGAAGUUCGUCGUCAUCGGACACAGGGGUAACGGCAUGAACGUUCUGCAAUCUUCAGAUCGAAGAAUGAGAGCCAUAAAAGAAAAUACCAUUAUGUCCUUCAACGCCGCCGCCACUUUCCCUCUCGAUUACAUUGAAUUUGAUGUUCAGGUGACGAGAGAUGAAUGCCCGGUCAUUUUCCACGACGAUUACAUUUACUCGGAGGAGAAUGGUGCUGUGUUUGGGAAGAGGAUCACGGAGCUGAGUCUCUCUGAGUUUCUUUCUUAUGGACCUCAAAGAGAGCUUGGGAAUGAGGGAAAAGUUUUGCUUAGGAAAAAAGAUGGGAAGGUAAUGCCAUGGAAUGUUGAACAAGAUGAUCCAUUGUGCACUCUCCAAGAAGCUUUUGUUAAGGUGGAACCCACUCUGGGCUUUAACAUUGAGUUGAAGUUCGAUGAUCACAUUGUCUACGAGCAAGAUUAUCUCGUGCAUGUCCUUCAGACCAUCCUAAAGGUUGUUUUUGAUUAUGCCAAGGAUAGGCCUAUUAUCUUCUCAACAUUCCAGCCAGAUGCAGCGAUGCUCAUUAGAAAAUUGCAAAGCAACUACCCUGUGUUCUUCUUGACCAAUGGAGGAUGUGAAAUCUAUGAAGAUGUGAGAAGAAACUCAUUAGAGGAGGCAAUGAAGCUCUGCGUGGAGAAUGGAUUGGAAGGAAUUGUCUCAGAAAUAAAAGGGAUAUUUAGAAAUCCUGGUACAGUAACCAAGAUAAAGGAGUCAAAGCUUUGUCUCCUUUCUUAUGGCAAAUUAAACAAUGUUCCAGAGGCAGUUUACAUGCAACAUCUAAUGGGAAUUGAUGGGGUAAUUGUGGACAUGGUUAAAGAAAUAACUGAGGCAGUGGCAGAUAUGAUAAAGCCAGCAAAGAGUGGUGAAGGAGAGAGUUUGACAGAGGGGAGCGGGAAGGUACAGGGGAACUCAAAGCCACAAUUUUCACAGCAGGAGUUGUCUUUCCUUUUAAAGCUCAUUCCACAAUUGAUACAGAUUUGA
Molecule: messenger RNA, 1146 nt
Organism: Sphenostylis stenocarpa
Lineage: Eukaryota; Viridiplantae; Streptophyta; Magnoliopsida; Fabales; Fabaceae
Source: the annotation of a GenBank genome assembly